Odontomachus brunneus is the source of this 1369-nucleotide messenger RNA. RefSeq names its product 39S ribosomal protein L43, mitochondrial (gene mRpL43). NCBI's taxonomy places the organism in Eukaryota, Metazoa, Arthropoda, Insecta, Hymenoptera, Formicidae. The record is from RefSeq and is a predicted model, not a curated record. The transcript has 5 exons. Gene Ontology annotation, biological process: mitochondrial translation. Bases 538 to 1119 code for a protein of 193 amino acids. Gene Ontology annotation, cellular component: mitochondrial large ribosomal subunit. Gene Ontology annotation, molecular function: structural constituent of ribosome.
CUAACUAACUCAACUCGACCCAACUCUGGAUAUUUCGGAAGCAUCCAAGGAGGACUUCUCCCCAUGGGAUGACAUACACGAACAAGCUUUUAGAGCCAACGCAUAAGCACAUCCGUAACAUGUUACGUUACAUUAAGUACUGACAAUACAAUAGCUAUACCUCAAACUUUCUAAACUGUACCGAACAAACAAUUUAAAUUUAUCUCUCAAUUCACAUACGAUGGCAGCACUUACCCGAAUAAUGGCGUAGGUCGCGCGACUACAAGCGCUCCAAGCCAAGUAUUGAAGGAAGGAAUUAUUGUAAACACCCAUAAAGCCAGAAAAUAGGAUAGAACUUUAGAGGUGUUGUGAUCACUUAAUAAUUAUUUUCACGUGUUUAUAUUUUAACGUACAAGUAACCCGUUUAGUCGUGGAGAUUGUCUUCAUAGUUCAGGACAAAUUGCAGCGUUUAUGGAAAUUCAGUUAGCACGUAACCUCUGAUCUAACCUCCUCUGAACACUAUCGUCUCAUUGUUUUUCGUUCUGUAUUUUAUAAAGUAUGUCGAACAGACACUUAUUUCUCAAAUCUGGAUUUCCACGUGCACCUCAUGGUCUUGGAAUCGGUCGUUAUGUGUGUCAAUUGCAAAGAAUUACUUUAAAAUUUUGCAAAAGCCAUGGUACAAGUAUGGGAAUAAGAGGCUUUAUCGAACAUGAUUUAGUUAAUUAUGCUAAGGAAAAUCCAGGGGUAGUUGUAUAUGUUAAACCAAGGAGACACAGGCAACCUGUUUUAGUCGCUGAGUAUCUGGAUGGCAGUAGACAAUGGAUGAAUGUCUCCAAUUACAAUCGAGAUGAUAUCAUUAAGUGGAUGGAAUUGUUACGUACACAAAUUAAUGAUAGUACUUCGUUCAGAUUGCGAAAGUUGUGGCACACGGAAUUUCCAUCGAUUCAAGGGCCAUGGACGCCAUUUCUGUUUAAGGAUCCGACGAGAAAUUUGGCGCAGUUUCCAAACAGGGAACUUGGUGCAGCUGUUAAAUUGGCUCCUACUGCUACAGAACAACUUAUCAAGUUGUUCAAAGCUCAACAAUUGUUGAAUAACACAACCAAUGAUUCUUUAGACACGGAACGUGUUGAGAGAGCAUAAUGUAUUUUCUAUUACGAAUUUUGUCUUACAGCCCAAAAAUUUACAGUGUAUAUAAGUAAUAUGAAAACUAGAAUUACGUGUAUCGUAGAUACGUAUCAAUCAUUUCGCAAAUCGUUGCGCAUAUGCGGUGAUUGACAAAAAAUCUCGAUAUCUCUCUCUAGAGUUUUAUAAAAAAUAGAAUUGAAAAAUUAAAUGUAAGGUAGCAAAGAUGUAAAUCCAAAUAGUAAAUAUACUUCACAGGUUAAACGUG